Messenger RNA from Phoenix dactylifera (date palm), 2225 nucleotides. RefSeq names its product endoglucanase 10-like. Gene Ontology annotation, biological process: carbohydrate metabolic process. Lineage: Eukaryota; Viridiplantae; Streptophyta; Magnoliopsida; Arecales; Arecaceae. Gene Ontology annotation, molecular function: hydrolase activity, hydrolyzing O-glycosyl compounds. The record is from RefSeq and is a predicted model, not a curated record.
AUUUCAUACAAUGCUCCUACGCCUUUUCUUUUCUUCCAACAUGUUUCUUCUUGUUCUCCUUUAAAAGUUUCUUAACGACUAGCUCCUCCAUGCCAUCCAUCUUCUAAUAGUUGAAGCACUUCUCAUCUUCUCUAUGGAAGAGGAGCCUCAAUUUUUUGCCCAUGCCGUCCCAGAGACCGGCCGCCUUCUCCCUUCUGCGAGCCGUUGGAACUCCAUUGAGAUAGACUUCGGCCUGGUUCCGCCAUCAUCCAACGAACAUGAAGACGUCCCUUCCAAAUACUCAAAGUCCUACGACUUUGAUCUCAGAAUUGCCAAUAAAACCCAGUUCAAGCGCUUCAUCUAUAUCUCCAUCUUUCUAAUUCUCGCUGCCGCUGCAGCAGCUCUAUUAGCAUCAUUCCUACCUCACAAGCGUCAUCACCUCGGCACUUCUAGCAAUCUACCACUAGCUCUUGACCAUGCUCUCCUGUUCUUUGAUGCCCAAAAAUCCGGUGCUCUUCCAGAGAACAACCCAGUGAAGUUUCGGGGUGAUUCAGGUCUGCAAGACGGCAUUCGGAAACAGAUAAAUGCUAGUCUUGUGGGAGGAUUCUACGAUUCUGGCAACAAUAUCAAGUUCAGCUUCCCCACAGCUUAUACCAUCACGCUGUUAAGCUGGACCGUGAUCGAAUAUCAUCAGAAGUACGCAGAGAUUGGUCAGCUCGAUCAUAUCAAGGACAUCAUCAAGUGGGGCAGUGAAUAUUUGCUCAAGCUCUAUAUUCCAUCCGGUUCGACAUCUAAACAGGCCUUGUUGUUCUCGCAGGUUGGAAGUUCAAAUAAUGAUACUACAUCAGACAACGAUAUCACAUGUUGGCAAAGGCCUGAAGACAUGAACUAUGGGAGGCCUGUAUCCAUUUGUGGAAGCUCUGCCUCAGAUCUUGCAGGAGAAAUGAUAGCAGCAAUGGCAGCUGCAUCAUUAGUUUUCGAAGAAGAUGAGGCCUACUCAAGAAGUCUGAUUCUAGCCUCAGAAAGUCUGUUUGAGUUAGCUACCAAGAAUAAAAACAAGGCGACCUAUACUGCGAACAGAGAAUGCGGGGGAGAGGCAAGAAGUUUCUACAACUCCACAAGCUACAUGGAUGAACUGGUAUGGGGAGGAACGUGGCUGUUCUUCGCUACGGGGAAGUUCACCUAUCUAAAGUUUGCAACCGAUAACUUCGAGUCCGCAGUGCUUGAAGAAUUACCAUCCGACAGGGGGCUUUUCUAUUGGAACAACAAGAUCGCAGCCACAGCAGUCUUGCUGGCGAGGUUAAGAUAUCUCCAUGAUCCUGGUUAUCCGUAUGAAGAGACACUGAAGAACUGCUCAGCCAUGGCUAACAAGCUUGCGUGUUCCUAUCUCCAUUUAUCUGCUACUUUCAGAGCGACCCCAGGUGGGAUGCCCCUACCAAGGCCUAACGGUAGUGCGCCACUCCAGUAUGCAACAACUGCUGCUUUCUUGAGUAAGAUCUACAGUGACUAUCUUAACAUCAUUCAAAUCCCUGGUGGAAGUUGCAGCACCUUCUCCUUUUCACUGGACAUGCUGCAGGACUUCUCUAGGUUAGAGGUGAACUAUAUACUGGGGGACAACCCUCUGAAGAUGAGUUACUUGGUAGGCUUCGGAGACAAUUUUCCGAAAAAAGUUCACCACAGAGCCGCAUCAAUCGCUUGGGAUGGAAGGAAUUAUACCUGUGCAGAAGGCAAGAAAUGGCAGGAAGCAAAGGAGCCCAAUCCAAAUGUUCUACUGGGUGCCAUGGUGGCUGGUCCAGACAAAGAUGGCAGGUUCUUGGAUGACAGGGAUCGUCCUGAAUUCACAGAGCCUACAAUAUCAGGCAACGCUGGUCUAGUGGCAGCACUCAUUGCACUUAUAGAUCAUCCCACCAAUUUGGGAAUCGACCAAGAAAGGAUCUUUACAAAAAUUUCCUAGUUCCUUGUAUUGAUUUCAGUUCCUGGUGAUUCUCGAGUAACCAUAAUGUGUGCUUAGACUCAGAAACACUUGGAAAAUCCCAUAUAAACCUCACUCUAAUUGUAUCAUUUUUCUUUUUUAUUUUUCUAGAAUAAUGGAGACAAGAGUUUCCUCCCACCAGCUAUCAGUGACUGUAUCAUACAUCAACAAAAUCCAAAUCCUGUUGGUUCUUCUGACUUCACCGAGCCAAUUUAGCAAUCAUUUUAUCAUUUGAGUUUGUUACAACUGCAAUCAAAGAAUAUAAUGAAUUCCA